GUCGCGCCCGAGUUACAACGACGUAGCUUCGAGGAUCUCGUCUGGAGACAUUCGUGCCGUACAAACUCGAUAUAUUGCCCGAGGAUGUCCGGUUAUUGGACAUCCACUAACGAGCACCACGUAACGGAUGGAAAGUUUAUUGGAAAGUGGCUUCCGCCGUCACUAGCUACUGUGAAUGGUUGCAAAGUUACAGAGGGGACGUCGCGGCGACCCGCGUUAUUGCAAAUUUUCAUAAUCAAAUUGGCUGCCUCUAUCGUUUAUCGGACGAGCUGUUAAAAGUAACUUCCUGCUAAUUAAAACAGUUUCCAAGGGGCAAUAGAGCUGAAUAUUUCCUUUCUCAAUUUCUUUUUCGAAUCUUUUUCUCUUUUUCUGUUUUUCGCACUUUGAUGGAUCGAUAGUUUACGCUGUCAUGUUGUUUUUUACAGUCGACGAGUGAUAUAGUUAAAUAUUUUUCUGAUUACCUUUUUAAAUCUUUUUAGAUGGAUUAA
Heterotrigona itama is the source of this 488-nucleotide messenger RNA. The record is from the annotation of a GenBank genome assembly. NCBI's taxonomy places the organism in Eukaryota, Metazoa, Arthropoda, Insecta, Hymenoptera, Apidae.